This is a messenger RNA of Athalia rosae (coleseed sawfly), 7493 nucleotides long. Its product is annotated as cordon-bleu protein-like 1. Gene Ontology annotation, molecular function: actin monomer binding. Lineage: Eukaryota; Metazoa; Arthropoda; Insecta; Hymenoptera; Athaliidae. The coding region runs from base 292 to 6282 and encodes 1996 amino acids. The transcript is spliced from 11 exons. The record is from RefSeq and is a predicted model, not a curated record.
ACGCGGAGGCAGUCCAGUGAUCGCGACCGUUGCAAGCGGACGUCGUCAACGUCCAGCGAUCAUCGUCGCCAUCGCUUCUAUAUCAAUUUUAUUUUUAUUUUCGUUUUAUUUUCCCUUAUAAUCCAGAGUUAAAAAAUCGUUGAUAAACCGGGGUGCCGAAAAAAAACAAAAAAAACAAAAAAAAACAAUCCUCGGACCGUCUCAUGUCUGGUGCAUAAAAAAUUGACUUUUGAUAAAGUGAAUUGCUGCGGACGGAGUGUCGCGAAGAAGAAAAAACCAAAUUCGUCAAAUAUGGGAUUAACCGUGACCGAAGAUACACCGGCAGAUAUGCUCGCGGGGAACAUGGAACUCUUGGUUCAACUGCCGCCGAGAAGCGACAACGAUUACGACGACGAUUACGAAGAGGAGGAAGAAGCCCUCCACCAUCAGCACCAUCGAAAUCACAGAGACCGCCAUCACAACCAUCAUCACAACAACGGACAUCACCCCCGGAGAGCUACGACCAACGGAAUCAAUGCCAGAAGGGUAACCGUUGCCAGAAGCACACCCAUGAUGGACCUACUGGUGCAAGUUGCAACCUCGCAAAAAUUAUCAGCUUCUAGUUACACCCUCGAAGCUAUCGGCGAACACGGUUUGGUACUUACGCAUCAUCCUAACACACCGAUCGGUGCACUGGACGCUUUACAAGUGAAACUUUUACCGAAACAAGGAACAUUCGCACCUGUUAAAACUAGACACGCGAAUCAACCGUUCGAACCCACAUUCAGAUUGCAGGUUCAUCUACCUAGAAAUCAGUUGUACGUAUCGAGGGUCAGUUCAAGGAUGAAUCUUGGAAAAAUUCUGGAAGAAGUGUGCCGGGAGAAAAAUUUGGACCGGAGUAACUACGAACUCUGUCAUCCAGCGAACCUCGAAGAAAAGUUGGAUUUAUCCCUCUCGCUCCAGGAUUACCACCUUCAGGAGGUGACGUUGUGUCCGAAACGUCGUUCUCUCGGUUCUUCGUUGAGUUCCCAGGACAUAAUGGCACUGCAACGUCAGGAGGAAAGGAGGAGGCAGGAUGCGCGACACACCGUGUUCGGAUUCGCGUUCAAAAAAUCUAAAGAGAGUUCGGUGAGCACCGACAGCCUGGGGGAACGGAGCAUUUCACCGGCGCGUAGCGACGGUACCGGAAGAAGCGCGAGUCCUCUGCAGGUGCCGACCGCCCCCCCCACAAGGCCGCAACGAAAAAGACGACCCGCGCCAAAACCUCCCAUUCAACAAGAGCAACACCCCGACCUCGACAACGGUGCGAAGGAAACUGGAAAGGAGAGGGAAAUUGAGAAGGAGAAAAUUGUCGUCAUAAGUCACAGUCGGAAUAGUAGCGACAGUUCCGGAUACCACGAGGCGUCUGUACUCAGCGACAAUCUCGAUUCGAACAUACGUAUACCGGAAACUCUGCCGAGAAGGAGUAAGGCUCAACCGCAACCCCUGGAACCCCCGCCGAGAACUUUGGCGGAGUCUUCACAAGCCAGUAAAAGUCUUGGAAAUUUAGCGUUCGUACCGACGAACAACAGAGCGAGCAUCGCACGGGGAACCAGUAAUACCUCGCUAGUUUCCACAGGUUUGCGAAAGAAAAAAGCUGCUCCAGCCCCUCCGCAGCCGAGGCCUCUGUCUUCGGCAAUUUCCACGCAAGCUCUGGAGCGUAUCGUGGACUCGGAAGAGUCCUUGACUUCUGGAGGGGAUUCUCCUCCGGCAAAAGCCUCUUCAGACGUCGCUGCUACUUGCAGACCGAGCCUUGUUACCAGUCAGAGUUUAAGUAGCGAUGAUUCCGAGCCAAUUACCGUAACCAUAUCGAAGAUGGAAACGGAGAACAACGACGUCGCGAAUCCGCCGAGUCCUGAAGUUUUGAAAAAAGAAGAAACGGGCGUCGUUGAGAAGCCAACGCCGAAGAAACGUUCCACAGUCGUGCAGCCUUUUGUCGCUAUAGCGGAGACCGGAGACCAGUUUGACGUUGCUGAGACAGCCACAGAAAUCGUUACGCAUAACGUAGAGCCCGCUAGAGAUCGUAAACGAGCAGGAGAGCCCGUUCCUGUUCCGAAGCCUCGUAAUAAGUUGGUAACCACUAACACACCCAUAUCCGAGUCUCCCAAAGUACAGCCAUCGAGGCAGCUUGAGGUAGUACCAAUAAUUGAUAAAUCGCCCUUGCACAAAGUAAUAAUUGAACCUCCAGCUACGAAUACUCGAGAUCUGCACGUAGAAAGCACCCACAGACUUACCGUUGGUAGCGAUAACAAAAUUGACGAACGCGAAGAACUUCGCCGAAAUUCUCUGACAACGAACGAUAUCGAGCGGUCGGUCGGACCGUCGAAAAUCGUUGCAAAGGAAACCGAUCGCAGCCGGGAGAUGAUUUCUGAUACUUAUGGCGAACAUAACGAUCGUGAAACGUCUCGACGUCACGGUGCGAAUCAACCACCGAAAAAACCCAGGCGCAAGACCGUGGGGACCCCGGAUCCGGUUAUCGAGGAAAAAUUAAUGCCGAAAGUGGACGUAACGGAAAAGCAAGUUCCCCGAAUCAGUGGAGUUCCCAAUGUGAUCAUACAAUCUUGGGAUUCAACGGUGAACCGAACGGUCACUGGUAAACGGGUGUCAAAGAAGUUCGCGCAACUGCAGAAAAAGUUUGAAGAGCCCCUGCAUAGUCUUCCGAUUUAUCUGACGAAUGAUAUCAAAAGAUCUUGCGCCGUCAUAUCGACCAUACCGAAGUGCGAUCAUUUCGAAAAGAAUGCGUCGCCGAGUAUUGACGAGAAGAAAGAUUCGAGCCUCGGACUUCCCUUCGGGACGCGGGCGGGAAAGUUGAUUUGGGAUAGCAGCUACCAACGGGAGGAUCAAAGGAGUGCGGGUAAAACUGUCAAGAUUACGAAUGUGACCGGCGACGAGUUGGAGCUCGAAGAUAUAUCGUUAGAAAUGUUCGAAGAAUCGAAACGCCCUCGAGAUCGGUCUAAGCUUCUGAGAAGCAAUUCCGUGCUGAACGACUACGAGAUAAAUACUUUCGAAAACAGUGGAAGAGCCCUGACGUCGAAAUCGGUAGAUUUCACAUUCGCCCUGAACCCCAACUUGAGCAGGAAUAUAUCGGACCUUUCGACCGACUCUUAUCCUCACAAAUAUUCAAAGAAAUACUACAGCGAGGACGACGGCAUCGCGUCGGAAGAUAUCAACAGAGGAUGGAAAUCAUCCACGGCAACGAACUUUCCGCCGUUUUUCAGACGUGGUAUAUCCUGGGACAGGCGACAGAUGGUUUUGCCUGCAGGAGGUGAAGAAUACGAGGCUGGGGAAGACGUUUGGACUGUGGGGGAAUCAGCGCCGACUGCAAACGACGGGCGUAACGAUUUGACCGCACCGAUUACAGACGCGGAGGCGACUUCGGAAUUAUUGAAAAAAGUCUCGGACACGCUUUCCGGUUCUUCACGGUCACCGGCUGUGGCUCUUAUUUCAACGUCGGGCAACGUAUCGCCGAAGGAGCAGCAGCAGAUUAAGGUGUGCGUUGACGCACCGGGGGAAUCGAAGAUUCGAAUCAAUCAGCCCCAAACGAUUGCGGACGAUAAUCUUACGCGGCGCGAUGUGACGAACUCGAGCGAAAAAAGUCUUGACGAAAAAACGAUCGAAUCUAACGUUGCCGACGACCCCGGUCGGACGGAGAUCGAAGAUUCGUUGCGAGAUUCCGUGCAGAACGAAUCUUUAGCUGCUGCAGAAACUACCGAUUGGGAAUAUCAACUUCCUGAACCACCUACCGCAUUCAGGGAUACGGAAGAUAAUGAAAAUCGGAAAGGGAGUUCCACAAUUUCGUUGGAAAAACGUUCGGCUGAUGUAGAGUCGACGGAUUCGGCCGUGAACACUGAUACCGAGAUUUCCAAUAACGCAGUGUCUUCAACGUCGGAUGAAAAAACGAAGUCCAGAAAAAAUGAUGAAGUUUCCGCGACGCGAUCUCCGAAAACUUCGACUUCCGUUAAUGAGGCAAUUAAUUCCGACACAAAUUUCCAAACUCGUACUCUAGACUCCGCUACUUUGGAACGUGGGCGUGUUUCACGUUCAAGGCCGGUCAAGCCUCUCGGAGAUUCUGCAGCGAGAAGGCCGUCCCAUGCCGUUUCGACGCCAAGCGUCGCUCCUGUAGAUAAUCCGCUAUCAAAUUUCACUAUCACGACAUACUCCAGGCCAAAACCCGUUGAAAUUUUGAACGAGAUAGAACAGAGAGACGAUGAAUUGCAGCCAGGAAUUUUGGGUCGCAAAGGGUCCGCGGGUCAGACCGAAUUGUUUGCUGCCGUUCCACAACAGAAUCGCCGUCACACGGCCACCGCAAUUUUCGUUACAAAAAAUGCGUCUCAAUCCUCAAAGACCUACAUGACGCUACCGCGGAAUGAAAAAUCUGCACAGCCAGAAAUUCCUCCGAAGAAAAUUGAGCCAGCGGAAGGUGAGGUGAUGAAAGAAAUUGACGAUCAGCAGGUGCAAAUCAAUAGCGACGCGAAUAACACGAAUGUUAGUAGAUCUAACGUCAGAAUUUCCAUAGUUACGAAGCCCAGGCCUCGAGCUAAUACCCUCACUGAUAUUGUUCUAUCGAAAAAUCAAACUUUCGAUGUCAUAAAUGGUAACGAAACAGUCGGGAGCAGCGAAGAACAACGUAAAGAUUCCGCCCCGGAAAGUUAUGAUAAAUCCUCUCAGUCGGGGGAAAGUAUUUUGAAUAAACAGGAGACGCCGGACAAGGAGAAGCAAUUGCAGUCUUUAGAGAUCCUAAAGAGCAUCUCGCCGCAGUUGGAUGACGCCCGGAAAACUUCACGUGACGAUGGAAUGUCCGAAAAUACCGAUUCAGUUACUUCCAAAGAAACGAGAUCGCAAAACGACGUAAAAAACGAGCCACCAACGGAUGAAAAUCCCAAGAAUUCUGUACCGGCUACAGUUGAAAAUACUAAACCAAGUGAGCCAAAAAUGAAGCGAUACACAUACUCUGGACCUCCAGCUAUCGAUUUGGGCAGCUGGUCAGAGAGAUCGAGGACCAAAGUUCAGAUAAAACCGGACAGUGAUUACAAAUUUGAGAAAAGUAAAUCGCCAGAAAUUAUUACCCCGGCACAAACAACCCCUGCGCCGAUAAUCAGAGAAAGUCCUUCGAAUGCAGGACCCAAAAUUGGGACAACGUCUGUGAUCAUUCAAAACGAGACUCCUACGCCGGUAUUCCCGGUACAACCAGUAGGAAUAACUGCAGCAAAAAAUUCACGUUUCGAAAGGGAUCGCGCUGCAGAGAUCGAUAAUCGCGAUAGGAAAGAAUCAAAUGAGCUGGCUAAAACUCUGAUAGCAAGAACAACGGCGACUGGUUUUACGAGGAGACCAGUUUCCGCCGUGUUCGAACCCUCGGGAGUUUCAACCUUGACAAGGUUGAGGAAAAAGGAGCCCGAGGAGGAAAAAGUGGUUGGGGCUCAAGGUCGCCUGCAUAAUCAGACCCCCGAGAAGGAUGAGAUCGACAGUACGCCCAUAAACUUCAAACAGUUGAAGGAAACCUUCGGCAAAGAGCAGCUCACCAAUUCGCAGUCAAGGCCAAAUUAUGGAACCUACGGUAGGCCAAAAUCAGAAUAUAAUACAUCGGGAUCCGCGGUUCGCAGGGACAGCAACGUCGUCCUGUCGAAUGGAGAAUCGGAAAAGGUAGCUCCUGUUUCCAAUUACUCGACCUUACAACGGAUUUCGACGAUCGGACCUGCACGCGUUAUGAGCGGAGCAGAGAAUACCAAAGUUCACGAAAAACCCUCCUCUAUUUCGAGUCAAGAAAAAAGGAAUUUCGUUGUAUCAACGAAUCGCUUGGGUUACAAUCAAGUAUCGGAAGCCACAGGUCCCGGUGGAGUGAGGAGAACGAGCCGGGGGAAUUUGAUGCCAGUAGUUAAAGGGUUCAAGGUCACGACCCUAGAGGGUGAAGGAGCAGCGACUUUACCAAAUAAUAAGGAUAAACAACCAAAUAAUUACGGAAGAGUGGCGAUCGGCGAUAUUUCUAACGGUAAUUACGUCGCAACGCACAACGGUCUGAAAAAAACAGUCGUCCAAAUAAGAGGAGAUGAUUUUACCAAUGGGAUUCCUAAACCACCACCAACGAUGCCCGUCAUCACUGGUGUUACAUUAAAAAGCACCAACGCGAAUAAUUCCAGACCAAAAUCAAUCGGGGGGCAAGCCGAUCCCAGAAGCGAACUGCUCGAGGCCAUCAAGGGAUUUGGAGGAACCAGUCAGCUGCGACGAGUCCCCCGAAGGAGCAUGAACAUCAGCGGAAUUCAAAUAUAAAUGAAUUUUCGAAUACUUGCUCAGGGAUUCAAUAACUGGAUGGUAAUUUAUUAUUAUCGCAGGUCUGAACUUCUUAUUUCUCUCUUUUUUGUUUCCUCUUUUCACGAAGAGUGAUCUGUGAAUAAUUUUCCGCAGCUUUCGGCCGUAGUUGCAAGAUAUAGGUUUUUUUUUUUUUUUUCAUUUAGCAAAAUUCGCGAAAUUUAUUUCAGUUAGUAACGUUAACGUCGAAAGAUUGGGGCGGCGUGUAAAAUGUAAUAUACCUAUAUUAUAAAAUAAAUAAUAAUCGUAAUAAUGUAGAUAUAACAACGCGUGGUAAUGAGACUCCACUUUAGGUGCUACUGGUGUGCAUUUAGUCAUGUAGGUUUAUACUUCGGAGUGAGAUUGGUGAUAAUUUAUCAACUAUCAUCUUUAAAAGACGACUGAGAAGGAAGCGUUUAUAAGCUAGAUACCCGCGACAAGUAAUUAUGUAGUAUAUGUGUAUAAAAUAUUGCUUUCAGCGUUAAUUUUGCAUUCGUUUCGUUUCUAUACACCAAUUCACGCUUCUUUCAUUUCACCUUUGCAACGAGACGGAUAAAAAGAAAAUGUCAUAGUUUAUUUUAAUUCUACCAAAGCGUCGUAUUUUCUUUAUUGUUGACGAGAUGUGUGGAAAAUGUUAUAUCGAAACGAGAUAAGAAAAAUACAAGAGAAAAAAAAAAGCCCGUACAUUAUUGAACGAUAAUAUUCCGAACAAUUGUGCUGAUCGUGAAAAUGACGACAUCUGAUCUUCUUUCUAACUCUGCGUUAUAAUCAUUAUAGCUCAAUUACCGUUUCUGCUUCCAUUUGUAGAAUGACUCAGGGUUCUUAUAAAAACUUCAUAGUCGUUUUUUACAUACCCAAAUAGAGAAAAGGUACGCGACGAAGUUUGCUUACAUAAUAUUAAUGAGCACACGUAGAUUUACGUGUGGGCAUAAGUUUUUUCCGCGAGUUUAUACUCUAAUGAUUAAUUAAUGAUAUUAUUGAACGCUCAAGGAAAGACGAUAAGAUACAGCACUUUUGAAACUAAAAGAUUAUAAACGUAGUUUCUGUAAAUAUGAUAGAAAAUCCGUAUUGUUAAUACUGUAUUUAAUAACACUCUGUAUACUGAAAAUAAGCGAGGAAGCAUCACUGUAUGUAAUACCUAUUUAUGUAAGUUAUAAAUUAUAACUGAUAAUUAUAUUGAAGUUAAUCAAAAA